Messenger RNA from Eupeodes corollae, 598 nucleotides. It is a transcript of the gene ND-B17.2, whose product is annotated as probable NADH dehydrogenase [ubiquinone] 1 alpha subcomplex subunit 12. The transcript is spliced from 5 exons. Gene Ontology annotation, biological process: mitochondrial respiratory chain complex I assembly; response to oxidative stress. Bases 109 to 534 code for a protein of 141 amino acids. The record is from RefSeq and is a predicted model, not a curated record. Gene Ontology annotation, cellular component: membrane. Lineage: Eukaryota; Metazoa; Arthropoda; Insecta; Diptera; Syrphidae.
AACGCCUCUAGUUAUUGAACACAUCAAAAAUAUAUUAUCUGACGUCUGUCAAAACCAACUGAAACUGUCAAUUUUCCGAUUUCUGUAAAUUUUUUGUAGUCUCUUAAAAUGGCGAAGUUUCUGGGUAUCAAUCGUCUGGCAAAACUUUUCCAAAUAAUCCAGCAAAACGGUGGAAUUCGUGCCACUUAUCUAAAACUUUACAGAAAUGAUGAGCUGAAACUUGGAACUUUAGUUGGUACUGAUAAAUAUGGCAAUAAAUAUUUUGAAAAUCCUUACUAUUUCUAUGGAAGAAAUCGUUGGGUAGAAUUCGCACCCCAUGUUAACAUGGAAUAUGAUGGUUCUCAAAUUCCUGCAGAAUGGUUUGGAUGGAUGCAUUACAAGACGGAUCUUCCUCCAAUUCGCGAUGGAAGUAGGCCAAAACACAAGUGGAUGGCUGACCAUUCAGAAAAUCUCUCUGGAACCAAAGCGCAAUAUAUGCCUUACAGUACUACUCGUCCAAAGGUUGAAGCUUGGGAUCCUAAAAAGUCACAAUAGACAAUUCGUUAUGCUGUGUUAAUAGUUUGGAGUAAAAUAUAGCGAUUCAAAGUCGAAAACUAAA